This is a messenger RNA of Colossoma macropomum (tambaqui), 4018 nucleotides long. Its product is annotated as protein kinase C and casein kinase substrate in neurons protein 1-like. Gene Ontology annotation, cellular component: plasma membrane; endosome; cytoplasm. Bases 269 to 1591 code for a protein of 440 amino acids. The transcript has 11 exons. NCBI's taxonomy places the organism in Eukaryota, Metazoa, Chordata, Actinopteri, Characiformes, Serrasalmidae. Gene Ontology annotation, molecular function: phospholipid binding; protein binding. The record is from RefSeq and is a predicted model, not a curated record. Gene Ontology annotation, biological process: neuron projection morphogenesis; regulation of endocytosis; cytoskeleton organization.
AUCGUGAUCUCUCGGAUGCAGAAGGAGCAGCACGCGCACAGGGGUCACCUUUCCGUCCGUUUCUGCAGCAGGAGGAGGAAGCUGCACCUUUUACUGCACAGCAGGGUAAUCUCCUGUAGAACUGACUGACAGAACGGCAGCUUUCUCUCUCUCUCGCUCUGCUGGGUGUAUGGAAAGCUGGUGAGUCCUCAGGUGGAGAAGUGCUUGAGGAAGUCCGCUCUGCUGCCACCGCGUUUGCCCUUUGGCCAGCUUCGCUCCGUUUGCAACAAUGUCCGGCUCCUACGAUGAAUCCGCCGCUGCUGACGAGGCCAUGGACAGUUUUUGGGAGGUGGGAAAUUACAAGCGUGCCGUCAAGAGAAUUGACGACGGCCAUCGACUCUGCAAUGAUCUCAUGAACUGCCUUCAGGAACGUGCCAAGAUUGAAAAGGCGUACAGUCAGCAGUUAACCGAAUGGUCCAAGAGAUGGAGGCAACUUAUCGAAAAAGGGCCUCAGUACGGCUCUACGGAGCGGGCCUGGCUGGCUGUGAUGACGGAGGCAGAUAAAGUGAGUGAGCUUCAUCAGGAGGUAAAGAACGGCCUGUUGAAUGAAGACGUAGAGAAGGUGAAGAACUGGCAGAAAGACUCCUACCACAAACAGAUGAUGGGUGGCUUCAAGGAGGCCAAAGAGGCAGAAGAGGGCUUCAAGAAGGCGCAGAAACCCUGGGCCAAGAAACUUAAAGAGAUGGAGACUGCUAAGAAGACAUACCACAUGGCCUGUAAGGAGGAGAAGCUGGCGGCCUCGCGAGAGGCUAACAGCAAGGCCGAGGCGUCCGUCACCCCUGACCAGCAGAAAAAGCUCCAUGAGAAAACAGAGAAGUGCAAACAGGACGUGCAGAAGGCCAAGGAGAAGUAUGAGAAGUCUCUAGAGGAGUUGGGGAAGUGCCAGCCGCAAUACAUGGAGUGCAUGGAGCAGGUGUUUGACCAGUGCCAGCAGCACGAAGUGAAGAGACUUACCUUCCUUAAAGAGGUGCUGCUGGACAUCAAACGCCACCUCAACCUCACCGAGAACCAAAGCUAUUCCACAGUGUACCGUGAACUUGAACGCACCAUCCUUGCUGUCAGCACGCAGGAUGAUCUGAAGUGGUUCAGCAACAACCACGGCCCCGGCAUGCAUAUGAACUGGCCCCAGUUUGAGGAGUAUAACCCUGACGCCACUAACGCAGUGGCCAAGAGGGAGAAGAAGAAGCCGGAUGGAGUGGCUCCUGCUACGCCCAGUACAGAACACGGUGGACAGCCAGGUGACCGUGGCAGUGUGAGCAGCUAUGAUAAGAACCAGGCCUACUCUGCAGAAUGGUCAGAUGAUGAACAACCUGCUGGAUUCUCGGGCAACGAAACCAACGGCGGUGCCAACUCGUUCGAGGAUGACAACAGGGGAGGCGUGAGAGUGCGGGCGCUGUAUGACUAUGAAGGACAGGAACAGGACGAGCUAAGCUUCAAAGCAGGAGACGAGCUGAUGAAGAUCGAGGAGGAGGACGACCAGGGCUGGUGCAGGGGCCGCCUGGACAACGGCCGGACGGGCUUAUACCCAGCCAAUUACGUUGAGGAAAUCUAAUCACACGAGGAGGACACACCAUUGGAGGCAGCUCCGAUUGUCUGAUCUAAUAGCCCGGCGUGAAGCCAGAGACUUUUAAGAGCAACACAUACUUUGCCCAACAAAAUGCGCUAAGCAGUCUUUGUCUAAAAACAAAAAAAGAGUCUUAGUAAUGUUAAAAAAUAUAUAUUUACGCAGUAUAUAGGCCUCCGGUCUGCGAGGGUGGGAAGAUCAUACACGAUAUAUUGAGAAACAUUAUCGUAGUAUAUUUACAAUACACAUAUACUCAUCUAUAAAUGACCCAACCAUAUGCAAGUGCAGGGAUACAUUUUGACAUGUUCUUUUUUUGUGGAUAUGAAUUAUGUGCAGCUUUCAUGAAAUGUCCGUGUAAGUCACUCAUAUCAAUACAUCGUCCAAAUGAACACGCAUGUGGCCCAGACCGAUGCAUUGUGUUUAUUUGAGGUGAAAAUCUUUAUGUAGCAGAGUCAGUGUGCAUUAAAGCAUCCGGUCUUAUGAAAACAGGAAAAAAAACACACCCCAUCAUUCCUCUUUUCCACUUUCCCUGUUCACCUAGUCAGUGUAAUCUGUUCUAGUAUUGUUCUCUUGAUGUCUGUGUCCUUUGCGCAUAGCAGCAUGUGCUAUGCAACAUGCAAAGCCCCUGGAUUUCCUCAGGCCAUUUAUAACUGGAUGCAAUGCUCACAGUGGCCACCGCCUCAGAGGGGGCAGUGUGGGACAGCUGGAUCUCAACCUCAAACCAGGAAGCGGAGAAACCUGAAACUAUCUAUCCGUCGUUAUCUCCUCAUUGCAUCAUCACAAACACCACCACCACCACCAUCAUCCCAUUCGUUCUGACAUGAGCAAACAGUUUGUCCACAUCUAUUUACUUUUCUGUGUAUAUGCCGAGAGGACUGCUCAGAGACUGUUUACUCAGAACCUCAGAGAAAGGUUCUGUAACCACAUCUCAUUUGCAUCUGGGGGCCUAGAGCGAUGAAAGGGCCCUGGGCUUGUUUGUUCCUUCCUUCAUUCAUGCUCACUUUUCCACACCUUAUUGACAUGAAUGUAGUUUUUUUUGGGUUGUUCACGGCCUCCUGUGCGCAAAAGAGCUACUCACCUGGCACUAUCUGUUCAUGCAUUGCGCGUCAUGCAUUUAAUAUAAAAUGUACUGGCUUCGUCCCGUAUAUGGACAGAUUACCCUGCUGCUUAGCUCUGACUCACUAUACGCAUUAAUAAUGCUGAAUAUCCUGGUCAGUGGUGUCUACACAGUGAACAUGUGGUACCUUGUCUGGUGAAACUGCACCCGUCCAAGUGGAGUAUGAGGUUCAAAACGAACCAGUGUCCAUCUAAUAUCUUAUACACUAACACAUCAUUAAACCCACUCUUGAAACCGGUCUCGUCGCAUAUCAGCAUGUACGCUGGAGGUCAGUGCUGGGAUAAUACUUUGGGAGCAUUCAAUGGCCAGUUUGUUCCCAAUCCAGAGUAGCGAAUCCAAAUUAUAGUGUGACCAGUGAUCAGAGGACACUACCACGUUUAGGAAUACAUGAAGAUUUGUAGAUGUUUGGACGUAACGUGAAUAGCCAAGUUUCUGUAAUAACAGGAGAAAUCCCACCACCAGCUUUUACAUGAUUUGUAUCGAUAUAAGCUGUCCAGCCUAGCAAAAAUGAAAAUCCAGUAAUACACACCUAAACAGACACCACGUAAUACAGGGGACUGAUGUGUUGGGGAAUAAUAUAAAACAUCUUUAUUAUAUCCAGUGUGUAUGAGUUGUGUUGAUGUAUAGAAACAAAAAAAGUCAAAAAAGUGACAAAAAAUGCAACACCAAAACAAUACAUAGUGUCAUACUUGUAAAUGUUAAAUGACAAAAGUAACGAAGAUGAAGAAAAUCCUGAAUAAUGUUACGCUCUAUAGGAACCAUAUUGUGUUACUUUUAUUUUGAUUGCAAUGAAACUGUCUAUGUACCAUACCUGUAUAAAUGCGUGUGGUCCACGCCGUCCUAUUUGUAUAUGAUGAUGUAAUUUAAAGAUUAUAUUCUAUUGUAACUGUACAACUGUGUUGAGUAGAGACAAAAACCUAACUAAGUUGAGACAGUAACGAAACGUGUACAUGUAAAUGCUUUUUUUUAUGUCGAUCUGCUCUUUAUGCAUACGAAGGGGACGAUGGCUUCUGUCGUGAAAAAAUUACUACUUUAGCAGUCUAGAGGAUGUAUGUAUGUUAAUAGUUAGUGAUGUAAUUUGAUCUCCUUACUGGUGUAGUGCCUGUUCAUCUUAAUAUGACAUAACGUUCAUUUAAAUAUGCAUAAAGACGAAGCUGAAAAAAACGAAACAUGAGGAUGGUUGUGACGAUGACGAUGGUCAGUUAGCGCUGAAAACCUGAAUUUACGUUGUUGUGCUGAUGUCACUAUUGCAAUAUAUUAGUUUGGGAGAACAAAACAAGUUUGUUGAGAAAAGAAAA